Messenger RNA from Cynoglossus semilaevis (tongue sole), 2487 nucleotides. RefSeq names its product zDHHC palmitoyltransferase 16b (gene zdhhc16b). The record is from RefSeq and is a predicted model, not a curated record. NCBI's taxonomy places the organism in Eukaryota, Metazoa, Chordata, Actinopteri, Pleuronectiformes, Cynoglossidae. Gene Ontology annotation, molecular function: palmitoyltransferase activity. The coding region runs from base 203 to 1498 and encodes 431 amino acids. The transcript has 9 exons.
GGUGGCACUUAAUUUCCUUCAUCUUUCACCUUUGCUGUUUCCCUCUUACUGGGUUACAACUCUUCAUCUCUCUGCAGCUGACAUGUCUGCCCUCAAGCUCUUAAUGUGCAGUUAAUUAUUAACAACAGUUGUUGAUUUGUUGGGGUUGAAGGAGAUCCUUCAUCACCUGAUAACCCUGACCUCCUUUUUUCUCCAUAAUGAGAUGCUUCUGAGAAAGCCUCACUUCUUACAGCUCCGUUUGGAGGUUAUGGUGAGGAUGGAGACUUCAGCGAUGGUCAGGCUUCGCUACGAAGAGCUGCUGUUUUACGCAGCCUGUGUUUGUAACAGCUGGUGCGUUUUCCUCUGUGUUUGUGUUUGUCUGGAGGGCAGAGUGUCCAGGAAAGGAGGAGGAGGUGCAGGUGUUGGCAUGCGUCAGGGCUGCAGGCGGCAGCUCUCCCGGGCCAUGCUGCGCUGGUGUCGUCCCUUCUGUCCUUCCCGAGGAAGAGUAGGAGAAGGAUGGGGCAACAAACUGUGGACCAGCAGGAGGUUCCUGGAGCUGUGGACUUACAGCAAGCUCCUGCUCAAGUCUCUGUUCUACAACAGCCUCAACAACUCGGACACGCUGCUGGAUUGCGUCUUCGAACCAGUCUACUGGAUUGUGGACAAUGUGACGCGCUGGUUUGGCGUAGUGUUUGUCUGUCUUGUCGUCCUCCUCACAACGUCUGUAGUGGUGAUCGUCUACCUGUAUGUUUUACCCACCAUCUUCAGCACCUACCCUGCACACUGGAUCGUCUGGCACCUCUGCUGUGGCCACUGGCUCCUCGUCAUGGUGGUCUUCCAUUACUACAAGGCCACCACCACCUCUCCAGGUCACCCACCCAAGGAAAAUAUUACUAUUCCCUCUGUUUCGAUCUGUAAAAAGUGUAUUUCACCAAAACCUGCCAGGACGCAUCACUGCAGCAUCUGCAACAGGUGUAUUUUGAAGAUGGACCAUCACUGUCCCUGGCUGAACAACUGUGUCGGUCAUUUCAACCACCGCUACUUCUUCUCCUUCUGCGUCUACAUGACCCUUGGCUGCAUCUACUGCAGCGUCAGCAGCCGGAACCUGUUCCUGGAGGCGUACAGCGCCAUAGAGAGUUAUUAUGAAACUCCUCCUGCUGCCGACACCUUCAAAACAAACACCGAUUACAAAUGCAUCAUUUACCUCUGGGUGCUGACCAGCUCGGUGGCGGUGGCUCUGGGAGGACUCACCCUGUGGCACACCAUCCUCAUCUGCAGGGGAGAGACCAGCGUGGAGCGUCACAUCAACCGCAAUGAGACCAAAAGACUCAGGGAACAGGGCAAGAGGUUCAGAAAUCCAUAUCAUCAUGGCACAAUGAAAAACUGGAAGAUCCUUUUUGGGGUUGAGAAACGGAGUCACUGGGUCACACGUGUCCUGUUUCCAUCUGGACAUCUGCCCAGUGGUGAUGGUAUCGUGUGGGACUGCAGCUAUACCAGGAGAGACCCCUUGGCCAUCUGACCUCUGCAGUCUGCAUCACAGGGACACAUAAGGAGACAACUGACCAUUCAUCACAUCAGAGGCAACAUAAUCCUGCAUCAUGGUAUUCAUUUAGACCACCUGGUUAAAAUAUGUUUUUUGAAACGCGCUGCUGGACAGUGUAAAUUUUAUUUUGCUGUCUCUCGUGUAAGAUUUGCAGACAAAAAAUUAUUUUGGUCUGCAAAAAACUCCAACAAUUUUUUCCAGUUACCUUUUGCACCAUCAUUAAACACAUCAUAAAAAGUGAGUGAGAUUUGGACUGAGUGAUUGGUGAUAGUGCAAAACUGAGUCACUUCAAGAAAACUCCUUCAAGAACCGGGAGCAGAAAAUUCAACGUGAACUUGGAGUCCAUGUUGAUUUAAACUGAACCUGUCGAUUUGAAGUGGACCGCGUUAUUCCUCUACGUGGUUGCAUUGUGAGUUUCCUGAAAAUUGGACCAGAGAUUAUUUCUGGUUUUUGGUUUGAAUUUUGGGCUGAAUUUACACAGGAUGUUGUUAUUUUUUGUGUCUAUUCAUUAAAUGCCCUUAAAUUAUUAAGAUAAUUUUAAUUUUAUAUAUAUUUUACAUUUGCCUGAAUUUAUUGAUAUUUUGCCAUGAAAUGAACUGACGGAGAAAAGUUUACAACUGUAAUGUUUUGACAUGUGUGUGAGAGACACAGACCUGAACUAUUCCUGUGCCAAAGAGGAAAAAAAAAAGAAGCAACAUUUCUCAAUGAGUCCAUUGAUAUGUUUAACAGACUAUUCAGGCCUUUUUUUAAACCACUCAAAUCCUGGUUUGUAGAUUCAAACUUCCAACUUUUUUUUCUUUUAAAUAAUUAAACAAAAAAACCCCAACUGUGAAUAUAACUGUGACAUAUGGCUGUGACGUGGACAGGGCCGCGCUCCUGUGUUUGACUGUCUUUUAUAAUUUUAGAGUUUGUGAUAAUGCUGCUGUUUUUAUCAGUUAUGGGUGAAUAAAAUACACACAAAAAUG